Westerdykella ornata is the source of this 3166-nucleotide messenger RNA. Its product is annotated as vacuolar protein sorting-associated protein 35. NCBI's taxonomy places the organism in Eukaryota, Fungi, Ascomycota, Dothideomycetes, Pleosporales, Sporormiaceae. Gene Ontology annotation, biological process: retrograde transport, endosome to Golgi; intracellular protein transport. Gene Ontology annotation, cellular component: retromer, cargo-selective complex; retromer complex; late endosome. The record is from RefSeq and is a predicted model, not a curated record. Bases 100 to 2727 code for a protein of 875 amino acids. The transcript has 6 exons.
CAGCCACACUCCGUUCUCCGACCUCACGCUUCCGCUCUCCACAACAGUCCCCUCCACCAGCUCUCCUGAUCUUCGGUAUUCGUUCGCUUCACAUACGCAAUGGCGUCGCCUACACCGGUGGAAGACCAGGCUCGCCUGUUGGAAGAUGCUCUCGGUGUGGUGCGCCAGCAGACCAUGCUCAUGCGCCGUUGUCUCGAAACUCCAGGCAAGCUCAUGGAUGCUCUUAAGUGCAGCUCUACCCUGGUGUCCGAGCUGCGGACAAGCAGCUUAGGACCGAAACAGUAUUACGAACUAUACAUGUCCGUAUUCGAUGCUCUCCGUCACCUCGCCGUCUACCUUCGCGAUAACCACCCGGUCAAUCACCUCGCCGAUCUAUACGAGCUGGUACAAUAUGCUGGAAAUAUCAUUCCGCGCCUUUACCUAAUGAUAACCGUCGGCACGGUAUACAUGUCCAUUGAGGAUGCGCCGGUCAAGGAAAUCAUGAAGGACAUGAUGGAGAUGAGCCGCGGCGUACAACAUCCAAUCCGCGGACUCUUCCUCCGGUAUUACCUCGCCGGACAGGCCCGGGACCACUUGCCCACCGGUGACGGUGACGGCCCGGAGGGCAACCUCCAGGAUUCAAUCAGCUUCAUCCUGACCAACUUCGUCGAGAUGAACAAGCUCUGGGUGCGGCUGCAACAUCAGGGGCACUCGAGGGAACGGGAGCAGAGGAUGAAAGAGCGUCAAGAACUUCAGCUCCUUGUGGGCAGCAAUCUAGUGCGCUUGAGCCAGCUUGUGGAUUUGGAGAAUUACAAGAAGAUUCUGAACCCCUUGCUUGAGCAAAUCGUCCAAUGCCGAGACGUUCUGGCGCAAGAGUACCUUCUUGAAGUUGUUACUCAGGUCUUUCCCGAUGAGUUUCACUUGCACACCCUGGAUCAAUUCCUUUCUGCGACUGCUCGCCUGAAUCCGCAUGUCAACGUGAAGGCCAUUGUUGUUGGUCUGAUGGAUCGCUUAUCCGCUUAUGCGCAGAGAGAAUCAGAGGAAGAAAGUCCGGAACAGCGUCAGAAAAUGGAAGAAGAAUCCAUUUCCAGACUAUUAGAGCAGCUGAAGAUCGAUAAGGCGAAGAAAAGCACCGAGGCAGCAACGCGGGAGAAUGGGGAGAGGGAGACGUCAGAAGACGCUCAACCCGGCGCAGAAGUGAAUGGGUCGGAGAUAGCCACCACGGCUCCGGCUUCAGGCGAGCCUGAGGACACGAGCCAGACAGCGGUCGAUACUGACGUGGAGAAACGGCGAGGUAUUCCCAGCAACAUCAAGUUGUUUGAGAUAUUCCACGAACAAGUUGCCACUCUUGUCAAGAUGCAGCGAUUGACCAUCCAAGACACUAUAGCAUUACUGGUGUCUCUCUCUAAUCUUGCACUUACGAUUUACCCCGAGCGCUUAGAUUACGUCGACCAGGUUCUAGGAUUUGCAAAUCAAAAAGUCUCGGAGUUUGCCAAUAGCGCAGAUCUGCAUUCGCAGGCAACACAAAGCCAGAUUCUCAGUCUUCUCCUCGCACCCAUCAAAACCUAUCUUUCUCUUUUCACCGCACUAGCGCUGCCAAAUUUCAUUCCGCUGUUACACUCACAACCAUACCCCACUCGAAGAGCCGUCGCUGGCGAAAUAGCACGGAGCCUGAUAAGGAACCAGACCCCCAUUACCUCAGUGGAGAACCUUGAGAGCGUUCUAGAAAUUCUCAAAGUCCUCAUCAGAGAGGGUAUCCAGCAAGCUACGGGUUAUCCUGGCGGACCAAUACAGAGAAAGGCCAUGGAAACUGAAGAGACGAUAGAGGAACAGGGCUGGUUGGCGCGGAUAGUACAUCUCCUUAAAGGACCCGAUAAUGACACUCAGUUCAAGCUUCUCCAAACCGCUCGCAAGGCGUUCCAAGACGGUAACGAGCGCGUGAGAUACACAACACCGGCGCUCAUUACUGCUUCGCAGAAGCUUGCGCGCCGCUAUAAGGCCCGUGAGCAUUUCGAAGACAAUUGGUCCUCUCAAUCAUCGGCACUGUACAAAUUCAUGCAUAGCGCCAUCUCAACGCUAUACACUCGCGUCACUGGAUCCGCAGACCUUUGUCUCAGGCUCUUUGUCGGCUGCGGCCAGAUCGCAGACCAGAACGGUUUCGAGGAAGUUGCAUACGAGUAUUUCGCCCAGGCAUUUACGAUAUACGAGGAAAGCAUCAGCGAUUCAAGAGCACAGUUCCAGGCGGUCUGUGUGAUUGCCGGCGCACUUCAUACAACGCGCAACUUUGGAAAGGAGAAUUACGACACUUUGAUUACGAAGUGCGCGUUACAUGGCAGCAAGCUGCUCAAGAAGCCCGAUCAGUGUCGCGCAGUGUACUUGGCGAGCCACUUGUGGUGGGCAACAGAGAUACGGGCGCUUGAGGAGGAUGAUUCGAAAGAUCUGUAUCGCGACGGCAAGAGAGUGCUGGAGUGUCUGCAGCGGGCCCUCAGGGUCGCUGAUGCCUGCAUGGACGCGGCCGUGUCGGUCGAAUUGUUUGUGGAGAUACUGAAUCGCUACGUCUAUUAUUUCGACCAAGAAAACGAGGCGGUCACCACCAAAUAUCUCAACGGCUUGAUCGAACUCAUCCACUCGAAUCUCCAGUCCAACGAAAACGCUGCAUCGUUGGAGAACCCGAGGAAACAUUUCCAACGCACGCUCGACUACAUUGCCAGCAGAGAGUACGAGGGGGUAGUGACGACACCGAAGUAGGAGUUACUUGCUGUCCUGGAUGGCGCAUCAGUGAGGAUAGUGGGAAUCAUCCUUUAUCGAAGCAUGAUGGUGUAAAUCCGGUUUGUACACUAGCUUUUCGCAUCGCGAAAGCCAUUCGAUUUCUGGUUUAGCGCAUGCGUUGUUUUGUUGAUGGAGCGGAGAAGCUCGGAGUAGCUGUGUGUAUGGUUUACCCUAACCUACCAACAGUGCAGACCGGAGCCAUUGCUCUAUGUCUUUAGUGCCCAUCACAUUUCGAAACUUGGGGAUAUCAAGAUUGCAGUGGAGGUAAGAAGGUCCGAAGGAAGAUGACCUCGACGAGCUCAAUGUGAAUCCGAGAUGGAUUUACUAUGUACUCCGUAGUCUAGACCCUGUACCGAUCGUUAUAGUGCCUUGGCGGGAACCCCGGUCUUGGCCAGGUGCAGCUGGUGCACGGUCACUC